This is a messenger RNA of Candida albicans SC5314, 801 nucleotides long. RefSeq lists its product as uncharacterized. NCBI's taxonomy places the organism in Eukaryota, Fungi, Ascomycota, Pichiomycetes, Serinales, Debaryomycetaceae. Bases 1 to 801 code for a protein of 266 amino acids. The record is from RefSeq and is a predicted model, not a curated record. The transcript has a single exon.
AUGAUACAUACUGCUAGACGAUCUGUUCUAUCUUGCUCGAGUCAUAGCACAGGCCCACUUAUACUAUAUAGAAGACAAUCUACUGUUCCUUUGCUGACGAACGACUUGUAUAUAUCAAGAUCCAGAGCCAUCACAUCAAAGCGAGAAGAUGAUGUGAAACUCCAUUCAAAUACAUUCGAACCCAUACCCACAUUUCUACGAUCUAGAGUGAGAAGGGAUCUUGUUGGAAGGAUCGAUUUAAGUGCAAAAAUAGAUAAAGAAGACAAACAAUUCUUGAUGCAGAAAAUGAGCUCGCUACAAUCGUUCCUCAAACUAGAUUUCAACACAACCGAGUUAAUAUGCAUUGCCUAUGGAUCAACAAAUAUGGAAUUGAAGUUAAAGAAUAAUAUAAUGGAGACUGACACACUACGUAAAUUGGGGAAAACAAGGUUCAAGAUGAGUCUAUUCAAAAACACUAUUUUCAUUGAUGAUAGAUAUUUGACUGCUACGCCAAUGGAAUUAAGUUCAGAUCUAGACAUUUUCAAUAAUGAAGAAGUUAUUUAUGAGUUUCUAAAACUAAAUCAACUACACAGACACAGUUUACUUAACCGGGAAUUGUUGAUCAAUACAAAGCUACCGAGGAAAGACUAUGUGACAAAACGGCAAAUGCUUUGGAAACAGGCAGCCAUUGGCAGUUUCUAUACCAUGUUGGGAAUAGUGAUGGUCAAAUAUCGGGACGAAAAACUAUUGGACAAGUUGAUAAUAGACAAAAUAAUAAAUGGUAAAAGAGGUGUUAUUAAAAUAGUACAAAGAAAUCUAUAA